Adineta ricciae is the source of this 1473-nucleotide messenger RNA. The record is from the annotation of a GenBank genome assembly. Lineage: Eukaryota; Metazoa; Rotifera; Eurotatoria; Adinetida; Adinetidae.
AUGGACAUGACAUCGAAUGUAACUAUUGAUGAUUUAGUUAUUGAUAAUAUGGCAUUGUAUGAAACAUUUCGUAAAUCAUUCUCACGCGAUCCAUUUGAUCAUUAUGUCAAUGGCGUUUUUGGUCUAUUCAUUUGUUUAUUAGGCACACUAAGUAAUGCAUUAAGUUUCUCUAUUCUUGCUCGACGUACCAUGCGUCUUUCGACUUAUGUCUAUUUGGCCGGUCUUUGCUUAAGUGACUUUACAGCUUGUCUGUUUCUCAUACCUGGCUACAUUUUGGAUGCGUAUCCGGUCGAGGUACCUGAUUUUGAAUUGCCAAGAACGUACACUUAUACGAAAAUUCUCGUCAUCGCAGGUGCAAUUAGCACGACGGCUCGUGCUCUUAGCGUCUGGCUUUGUGUCGCAUUUACAAUUGAUCGAUGGAUUAUGAUUUGUCGUCCAUUCGUUGGUCCACUUUACUGCACGAUGAAAAAUGCUCGACGUGUUACAGUCAUUCUUUACAUAAUUGCCAUCUUCUAUGCCACGCCACUAUUCUAUGAAUACAAACCACAUGAAGAAACAGCCUUAUCGGAAAUUCUUGCUAAUCAGAACAAAAAGUUCUAUCGGUAUAUUUUAAGUGAUGUGGGACAAAAUUCAAUCUUUCGUUGGACUUAUGUAAUUAUUAAUGCUCUUGCUGUUUAUAUCAUUCCAAUAACGAUUAUUGUCAUACUUAAUCGAAAACUACUUAUUGCGAUACGUUUAUUGGAGCGACGUUCAGCUGAAUACAAUGCGCCGUUGCCAACAAAACAAGGUGUAACAAUCAUGUUAUUAGCAACGACAAUAACCUUACUAGUAUUUCGUUCGCCAUGUGCUAUUCUUUCUGUUAUGUGGUUGAUCCGGGCAAAGAUGUUCGUUAAUGAAAAGCCACCAUUUCCUCUACGAAAAUUUCAUUCCAUUGCCAAUCUUUGUGCAACACUCAGUGCCGCCACAACAUUCAUUAUGUUUAUCGUCUAUGGGACAAAAUUUCGUUCGGAAUUUACUCGAACCUAUUGUUGUAUGUUCAAUAAAGUCGCCCUACCAACCCGAACAAGCCACAUAAGAGAUGAUCAACAACAAUUAAAACAACUAAUAUCAAAUCAUAGUCAAGGUUCUGAUAAGAAUACUGCCAAAGCCAAAUCUUAUCUAACUGUCGAUGAGAAUUCAAACGGUAAAACUUAUACAAAUACGUCAAAACGUCAUAGCAGUGGUGGUACGUCAACAGCGAAAACAUCAAUAACAUCGCUAUCGCCAAUGAGACGCUUCAGGCGACAACGAUUAUCCUAUGAUCACGAACACGACUUAGCGCUGAGUUUAAAUGCAAACACGCGCUAUGAUAAUCAACAGCAUGAAUUGACAAUACGGGAAGAGGAGCGUGUUGGAGAGCAGAUUAACACGAAACCGGUGUCAUUAACUGAAUCAUACUUUGGCUGGUUUAAAAAUCUCUUCGGUCGACGUUGA